GGCAACAGCUCUUCUAAACUUAACAACAACAUAUCCUUUUGCUCUUCUGAACAACACAGUGCCUUUUACUCAUUGAAGCCCACACGCGCCCUCGGUUCGAUCAAUUUUUUUUUUAAAAACCACCACUAACAGUGUCCUUCUUUUCUCCUUCCUUGUCCUCCCUACCCCACUCGUUCGACUUCGAUCAUUCCUUUCAACCGCCUUGUGUAGAUCACCGUCGCUGCCAGUAAUUUCACACCAAGUCCAAACAGAUUCUGGCACUUUGAUAAUGGCAACCACUUCAAUCGUCGACCUUCCACUUGAUGUUCUGGUCCUGAUCUUCCCGUAUCUGGACGCCAAAAGCUUCCUGGCAUUUUGUGCAACCUGCAAAGCCUUCCAACAGGACUCUAUCCGUUUAGACUCAUCUUACUGGAGUCAUGAGACCAGAAAGACAUUCCGUGUGCCCAAUCAGCCUAUUGUCCAACAUGACGGUGACCGCUGGCAGAAGUUAUAUCGCCGAAUGCUCACUCAAACACGCGUUUUCACAUGGGGCAGUAAUUCUCAAAAUCGCUUAGGACACUCCUCACCAGAGUUGCGUUUCCCCGGGCCUCGGGGUGUAAGACGUCCACGAAUGGCACCACUAAUGCAGGGUUGCGCGACACCAGUCGAAAUGGAUAGGAAUGAGGAAUUAGGCAUCAUUGCCGACAUGCAAUGUGGUGGGUGGUCGACAACUCUACUCACAUCCAAAGGAACCCUCCAUAUUGCUGGAAUACUCAACGGAGAACGUCAAUAUUACUCACGCCCCCACAGCGGCACGAAAUCUCUGCGCUUCCCAGUCGGAUAUCCUUACACUGCAGCCGUUGCUGCAUAUGAAGAACCCACCAUCGCGAUCAAACAAUUCUCCGCUGGCCGCUCUCAUAUCCUUGGAUUAUCUGAUAGUGGUAGAAUCUGGUCCUGGUACGACGUGGAGAAGCCAUCGUUACAUGUGAAGUUCGUACAUGUCGACCUCACAGAAGCUUCUUCAGGCGAGUCCUCUCCCGCAGCCAGCCCACUCUAUGGUCGUGUGAAGCAGGUGGUGGCAGGCUGGAGCUGCAGCUCCGCCUAUGUGUAUGGUACAGGUAUUGUUCUGUGGUCUCCGGUACAACGCGAACCAAUCGAGAACGACGAGACCGAUACAAUGCUUGUCAUGGAGAGUUUCGAGGUGCCACAAACAGCGUACCAGCGCGUCAAAGGUGCUUCUCGAGAGACAGAUGCAGAUAAGAUCCUAAGUGAGGAAGUCGGCGUCGUCCUGAAUUAUAUUGUGCUCGAGAACUACAUCGUUUUCGUAACAGAUAUUGGCCGGGUGUUCUGCGCACACAUUGGAGAAGGCAAUCGUGUCAACGAGAUCUUAGAGCUACAAGCGCUACGCAGCAAGAGUGAGAAACCGCUAGAUGUCCAAGGAACGUUCCGACGUUUUGCUAUCUUCAAAGACGGAGAAGUCAUCACUACAUCACAGAGUUAUCUGGACAACUGUUGGAACGCACGCCAAAACAACUCCGAUCAAGCGGAAAUUGGUGGUCUCCAAAGAAUACCUGCCCUCCAGAACAACGAUGUUAUCUCGAUAGCAUUUGGGGAUUAUCAUUUCCUUGCGCUGCAUUCCACCGGAAAAAUAACAUCCUAUGGAACCGAACUUCAAUCUUGCGGUGCCCUUGGACUCGGUCACACGGGCGCUCCCGGUACACUUCGAGGCGUUCAGUACAGCAGAGCGGAGGGUAAGCUGAUACCUCAUGCGUACACCAAUGGUCGACAAGUCUGGUUUGAGGAUGCUAAGCAAGAGUGGCUGCAGAGUAUCGCAGCUGCAGGCCAUGACCAUGAAGAAGCGAAGGAACGAAGCCAACUAUUGACCACAGAUGUAGAGGUACAAGCGGAAGUUAGCGAAUGGAUUGAACAAGAGGCUAAGCACAUCUUUACACCAGUUUCCAAGGCUGGUGAGGAUGAUGGGUUGGGUGCAUUCUUCGCGUUGAACGUAUGCGCUGCGGGAUGGCAUUCUGGUGCACUGGUUCUGCAUAAUUUCAAGGUGGAGAAGAAGGAUUGGCCAAAUCAGGGGUUCCCCCGGCUUCGACUUCGCGACGGUCGAGAAAUGCCGGGUACUCGCGAUUUUGAUGAAUGGAGGGUCGGUCCACCGGAGUGGCAACUCGAUGUCGAAGUUUAGAAACACCAGGUCACGAAUCUGUGAUCGAGACCAGACAGAGCCUACGAUCUUCUCAUGACAACUGUAUUUAUAUAACGAAGCCCUCAUGAGCCUAUUCAAACUAUUGAAUGCUUCCACUUUCAUACUUAUGAU
Messenger RNA from Aaosphaeria arxii CBS 175.79, 2302 nucleotides. RefSeq names its product RCC1/BLIP-II. Gene Ontology annotation, cellular component: cytoplasm. Bases 269 to 2170 code for a protein of 633 amino acids. Gene Ontology annotation, molecular function: protein binding; guanyl-nucleotide exchange factor activity. The record is from RefSeq and is a predicted model, not a curated record. NCBI's taxonomy places the organism in Eukaryota, Fungi, Ascomycota, Dothideomycetes, Pleosporales. The transcript has a single exon.